CACUUUGUUGGCGUCCGCAACCGCAACUGUCAAUCUCUCUCUCCUCUCUUACAGAAACUCUCUCUCUCUCUCUCUGUCUCUCUCGCUCUCGCUCUCUCUUUGUCACUCUCCUUAAAACCCUAGCGCCCACCAAACCCAUGACAAGAUGAAACACUACAAGGCGCGCGUUUUGCUCUGAUCGCAGCUUGCUCCACCAGCCCACGAAGAUCUUGAUACUCCGUUCCACGCUCCUCCCCCCAAUUUUACCACUUUAACAGUGUCACUGCCACUGCCACUGUCACUGCCACUGCCACUGCCACUGCCACUGCCUCUGUUCUCUUCGUUGAGCAAAGGAAAAGGAGAGAAAAGGAAUUUUGGUUUUGGUGAGAUCGGAGGAGUGAUGGUGAUGGCUGAGAAUGAGGCUGGGGAUGACCAGAGGGACCUCAAUGUCAAUGGAGGUGGGCCCAAGUCCCCAUGGAAGACUCCGGUCACGGUCGACGCCAAGGCGACCGAGGAUGCUCCCGUCAUGGGGGCUGAGUCCUGGCCUGCUCUGGCCGACGCCCACAGGCCCAAAAAUUCAGAUGCUGCGGCGAAGCCGCCAGCCGCAGAGCCGUCUCCUUUGCCUCCUCAGGGAUUUGUCAUGCAGCAGAAGUCAAAUGGGUCUGGAAAUUCUAAUGCUUUACACAAGCAUUCAUCAUCACAACAUCACCAAAAAGGCCCUAGGCGCAACCCAAAUGCUGCACCUCCUUUUCCAGUACCCUUACCUUACCAUCAACCACCGCUUCCUCCUGUUUUUCAUACUAUGGUACAGCAUCCACACAUUGCUGCUUCUGGGUAUGCUUACCAGCCAUACCCUGGACCCAUUCCAAGUGUUGAAAAUCAUAUUGCAAAAUCUGGAUGUGAGACCCCAGUGCAAGCUUUUGUGCAACCAGUUCAGCCUCAACCACGAGGGAAUCCAAAUGCUUAUAGUGCCAAUUUUUCUACUAGAAGACCCAAUUUGCCAGAACCUGGUGGCCAUUGGAAUCAUACUUGGAAUCAUCAACGACCAUUUAACCCCAGAGAGAACAUUCCUGUGCAACAGGGUGUUGGACCUAGGCCUUUCUUAAGACCUCAUUUUUUUGGUCCAGCUCCAGGAUUCAUGGUCGGCCCAAGCAUUCCUGGUCCUGCACCCAUAUGCUAUCUUCCAGUUCCACCACCUGGUGCAAUUAGAGGACCUCAUCCUCCGCGCUUUAUGCCACAUCCUUUAAAUCCAGGGGCUCCAUUACUACCCUCAGAAACACAUACAUUCUCAUUGAGGGACAAUAUUAUUAAACAAAUAGAGUAUUAUUUCAGUGAUGAAAAUCUAAAGAAUGACCAUUACCUAAUUUCAUUGAUGGAUGACGAAGGAUGGGUUCCAAUAACCACGAUUGCAGACUUUAAAAGGGUUAAAAAAAUGUGUACAGACAUAACGUUUAUCAUUGAUUCACUGCUGGGUUCAGCUACUGUAGAAGUGCAGGCUAACAAGAUACGGAGACGUGAUGAAUGGUCAAAGUGGACCGCAGCCUCUGCAGACUCUGUGUUAACAUCCAAACCGCAAACUUCCCUGGUUCAACAUCAAGAUAGGUCUAUCAAUGCUCCUGAGAAUAGUGAUUCCAGCAAUGAUAGAAGGAACACUUCCGAAGAAAAAGCUGAACUUUCAUCAGAUGAAAAAACUUUGAUGUUGUGCAUGCCAUCAAACACCAAACAUAGCACUGAUGGUGUUCGGGUUGAUGGAGGAUCACAAGAUUAUAAUGGUGGUUUAAGUGGAAAGUUGACUUCUAAAUCAAAUUGCAAUUCCUCAAUUGUCAAAAUGAAUCAUUACUCAGACUGCCUAGACCACUCAGAGGGAAUUGAAAGUGUAAGACUCGAUGAUGAUGGGGUGGAAGGCAUGCCGUCAGAUAUGGAUAUGAAGAAUGUUGGUGACCUGUCUAGUGAUUUUGCAAACACAUUUAUGCUGGAUGAAGAGCUAGAGCUUGAGCAGAAAAUAAUAAAGAAGGAUGAUCUUUCUCCUGUUAGAAGAAGUGGUGUCCAAAGGAUUGAUGAUGAAGAUGAUGAGAUUGUAGUCAAUGAUCAGGAUGUCCAGAGACUUGUAAUUGUCACUCAG
Prunus dulcis (almond) is the source of this 2101-nucleotide messenger RNA. RefSeq names its product la-related protein 1A-like. The transcript has 7 exons. NCBI's taxonomy places the organism in Eukaryota, Viridiplantae, Streptophyta, Magnoliopsida, Rosales, Rosaceae. Gene Ontology annotation, molecular function: RNA binding. The annotation marks the transcript as partial. The record is from RefSeq and is a predicted model, not a curated record.